Molecule: messenger RNA, 3918 nt
Organism: Austrofundulus limnaeus
Lineage: Eukaryota; Metazoa; Chordata; Actinopteri; Cyprinodontiformes; Rivulidae
Gene: fem1c
Product: fem-1 homolog c
Molecular function (GO): protein binding
Source: RefSeq, a predicted model, not a curated record
GAUUUGACAGAACCUGAGUCGUGAUCAUCCGGUUGAACCGUGGGUGGUGAGCCGUUAUUUACCAUCUCCCUCUGUGAGAUUAUUGUCGUGUCAGUUAGCCGGGAAGCAGCACACACGACUAUUUUUUUAAGGGUGAAGAGCUCUGGUUUUUGCCUGUCGACGUUUACUGAGAGAAAUACGGCGCCGACACGGGGGGGUGUCCCCCAGCCUCAACGUCGCUUCUACGGGCUAAGCUAACAGAGCAGCAAUACGGGUGGGGGUGGAUUUCUUCAUCUCGGCCCUCUAAAAGGGGAAUAUAAAUAACCUCAAAUGCUGUGAAACUAUGCCAAGCGAAGGAAACAGAUCUGACGAAGGAGAGGAAACGUCAGCAGCGGAAGAGACUCGGUUGAAGCGUCAAUAAAAAGGUGAAAGUAGUUUAGCGCUGCUAGUUGGCUAGCUAAACGGAUCGAGGAAGUUAAAGCUAGCCGCCUCGCUAAUUUGCCGUCAAAUGUAUUGCUGGAUUAGGGGUCGCUUAAAACGUUGGGGCUAAUAGGGGGGAAAGAUUCACGUAACUGUUCGGUGAUGCCAACAUUUUAAGGCUGAACCAGAAAAAGCCUCGUCCUGUUUCAUAAACAGGAGCCCAGCUCACUGUUGGCUAGCAAGUCGGAGGUUGUAAACAAAGGGUUCCCACCGACAACACCUCAGCUGGUCGCUGUUUUUGUUCCGCGCACACCGUCGCCUCCUUUUUGUGUUUUUUUAACACCGAAACUCUCCGUCGGAGAUGGAUUUAAAGACGGCAGUGUUCAACGCAGCCAGGGACGGCAAGCUCCGUUUGCUCCAGAAACUGUUGGAGAACAAAGAUGGACACGAAGUGAUCAAGCUUAUGGGCGAGAAGACGAACGGAGCCACGCCGCUCCUGAUGGCCGCCCGCUACGGCCACCUGGACCUGGUGGAGUAUCUGCUGGAGUGCUGCAGUGCUCCGGUCGAGGUCGGGGGCUCGGUGAAUUUCGACGGAGAGACUAUAGAGGGGGCUCCCCCUCUCUGGGCCGCCUCGGCGGCGGGACACCUGAAGGUGGUCCAGUCGCUCCUGGGUCACGGCGCUUCCGUCAACAGCACGACCCUCACCAACUCGACGCCCCUCAGGGCAGCCUGCUUUGACGGACACCUGGACAUCGUUCGAUACCUGGUGGAGCACGAGGCUGACCUGGAGGUCGCCAACAGACACGGUCACACGUGCCUGAUGAUUUCCUGCUACAAGGGGCACAAAGAGAUCGCUCAGUAUUUGCUGGAGAAAGGCGCAGAUGUGAACAGGAAAAGUGUAAAAGGUGACAAAUGGAGAGGAGCUGGACGGGCUGAUAUCGGACCCUGAUGAGAUGCGCAUGCAGGCUUUACUCAUCCGCGAAAGAAUCCUUGGCCCACAACACCCAGACACGUCCUACUACAUCCGUUACCGCGGCGCCGUCUACGCCGACUCCGGCAACUUCGAGCGCUGCAUCAACCUUUGGAAGUACGCGCUGGAAAUGCAACAAAUCAACCUGGAACCCCUCAGCCCCAUGACUACGUCCAGCCUGCUGUCGUUCGCCGAGCUCUUCUCCUUCAUGCUGCAGGACAGGGCUAAGGGGCUCCUGGGGACGUCCGUGUCCUUUGAGGACUUGAUGGGGAUAUUGUCCAAGAGCGUCCUGGAGAUUGAGCGAGCCGUGAAACAAAGUGGACCCAUGCCUCCUGACCCCGCUCAGCUCAGCAAGGCCCUGUCAAUCAUCCUGCACCUCAUUUGUCUUUUAGAGAAAGUGCCGUGUACCUCGGAGCAGGAUCACUUCAAGAAGGAAACCAUCUACAGAUUCCUGAAACUCCAUCCGUGUGGGAAGAACGGCUACAGCCCACUCCACCUGGCAGUUGACCGCAACACCACCUGCGUGGGCCGCUAUCCCGUCUGCAAGUUCCCCUCCCUCACGGUGGCCUCGGUCCUCCUCGAGUGUGGGGCAGACGUUAACAGCAGAGAUGAAGAUGACAACAGUCCUCUCCACAUAGCUGCAUCCAACGGUCACCCCGACAUCAUGAACCUGCUGAUCUCCUCGGGGACUCACUUCGACAGCACCAACGCCUUCCAGCAGACCGCCUGCGACCUCCUGGACGAGAAGGAGCUGGCCAGGAACGUCAUCCAGCCCAUUAACCACACCACGCUGCAGUGCCUCGCUGCCAGGGCCAUCAUCAAGCACAGCCUCGACUACCGGGGAAACAUUCCCAGGAAGCUAGAAGCCUUCGUCUUGCUCCACAGAUAAUGAUUGUACAAUGGAAACGGGACGGACUACACGAGGCGCGGGAGUGAGACUCCCGUCAAGUUAACAGAACACGUUGAGGAGCUUUACACUUCCGUGCUCGACUCGAGGAGCUUCAGAAGCACGGAGACUGUUAAUGUGGAUUAGUUUUUGCAAAUUGUGACUCAGAACUGCGUGCGCCAAAAUAUCCUUGUUUAACCAGGAUGAACUGACAAACGAUGAACUCUGUGACGGAGCCGCUGCUCUGACUGAUCACAGACUGAUCUGUGGGGAUGUAUCGGACUCAUGUUGCAACAUGGCAAACUGUUGAAUCUCUGGAUGAACUGAAGAAGGGAUUCACACGUUUUUUGUUUUUGUUUUUUUUGCUUGAGGGAAAAAAUAUGAAAUCUAUUUUUUUGUCAUAUUCCACUAUGCUAUUUAUUGAAUGAAACUUGAGAGAUUUUUCUCCAUGCUGGCUCUAACCCAGUCUCAACAUCGCCUGCUUAUCUCCUGUCUGAGCAGCCUCCAGGUAUUUCUACAACCGCUGGGACUUCAGGUUAUAAAUUUUUGUUUGUUUUUGGGAGGGGGUGGGGUUUCCUUCACAGUUGCCAACAGUUUGAACUCUUCCUUAGUCACCAAUGGGUUUAUGAAUUUGUAUUUUUACAACACAUUUUUUUUCUUUUGUUGUUGUUUUUUUAUUUUUAUCAUACAAGUCAAAAUGUCUGCCAAGUGGAGUAGAUUCUUGACUCGUUUCCCACUUUAUUGUGUAACAAAGCUUUACAAGUAAGGGGUUAAUGUGUGUGAACACCAUAAGUGCUUUAUUCUUCCUAUGCACAGGCUGGGCUGUUGGAAAGAGACUGUUGCAUUCUGUGCCGACACUUGUCUGUGCAAUAUCUCAUGAGUUUUUUUAUUUUUUUUGUCGUGUUUACCUCAUUGCUGCCACUUCCUUUGGUGUCCACCUGCUUAGUUGGGGGAGGUGGGUGCAGAACCAUUACACUGACGCUGGAAGAAGAGCGAAUGAGCUUCGAGUGAGUGGUGUGCCUGCAUGAGUGACAACGUGCGCUGUAGUUUUUUUUUAUGAGCUUACACAAACGGAGGACGGGAGUUUCGUGUCGUGGCGCUCGUGAUGAUUCCAUAUUGCACGUGACCGCCACUCCGAAAAAGCACAGCGGCCAAACUGUCCACAGCUUCUGAAGAGCCUGUGCACAAAAGUGACCUCUUUAACGUGACCUUUUUCUCAGUGGUCGUUCAUAAUCCUGCUCGAAAACGAAAUGGUCUCYGUUAGCUUGCCAACAUUCGCCCGCUGUGCACGCGCAGCAGCGCCUAAUCGCCGCAGCAGACCUCCUCACGACGCCGACGACAGCUGGGAUAGCUCGGCCCAAUCGCGUACGUCCAACUCCGCGAGGGCUGGAGGAGAGACGGCUCCAGAACAGUAAAGCUUUGUGUUGAUCCUGUUUGCACAAUUAGCUUUUUAGAUGUGUGGGUUGAACAAAAAAAAGGGCUUUUUCAUCAUUUUGUAGGGUUUCAUUUUGCAGUUCAAAACCAGACAGGAAUUGUACAGGACACCCAGGGCAACUUGAUUUGAACCUGCACUUUACUUCUGCGGAGAUUAGGAUUUGAUAUGGCAUUAAUCAAGUUCAUGUCUUAAUUACCAGUUUGACAAUAAAACCAUGUUGCACAUGUC